AUGCUGUUCUCCGCUAUCUUAUCAAUCGGCUACUCACUGUCUCAGGACAAGAAUGUAUCUGUCGACAACGAUAUACCUGCAAACCACUGGGCUGUGAGUGCAGUGAUUGAGGGAAUCAUCAUAUCAUUUGAGAGACAAGUCCUCAUCGCCGGUUCCAACACUUAUUGGAACUAUCGACAUCAAGCUGACGUGUGUCAUGCGUAUCAGAUUCUCAGAAGAAAUGGUGUACCCAAGGAGCACAUCAUCACGUUAUCGUAUAACGAUAUUGUCAAUCACACUAAGAACCCCUUCAAGGGACAGCUAUUCAACAAACCAACGGGUGACCGCCCUGGCGUUGAUGUCUACAAAGGUUGCGAGAUAGACUAUAGUGGCGAGGAGGUCACGGUCAAAAACGUACAAGGAGUUCUAACCGGCGAUAAGUCGCUAGCAUCGAAGAAAGUUCUGGAAAGCACCGAGAACGAUUACGUCUUCAUCAAUUUUGUGGAUCACGGCGCUACUUCGAUCAUGGUUGACGACCAUGGAGAAGAAGAAGAUGUGGCUUGCAAUUCCACUGUCAUUCGAGCGACACACAAAUUAUCAUUCAGGUAUAAACAGUUGGUGUUCUAUGUCGAGACAUGUGAAUCUGGCAGUUUGUUCGAGGGGAAUCCUCCUAUUCCAGGCCAAUAUUACGUCACAGCUUCCAAUCCACACGAGUCAAGCUUUGCAACGUACUGUCCCCCACAUGAUAAGGUUGCUAACGUCUCACUUAACGCCUGUCUCGGAGACCUUUUCUCUGUUAACUGGAUGGAGAAUGAAGACGCCUUUUCGCAUACUGGCCGCGAUGAGACUCUGGAGCAGCAAUAUCACCUAGUCAAAAAGGAAACCAAUUCCAGUCAAGUUUGCUUUGCUCUCAGUCAUGUUAAGAAGUAUGGAGAUGGAACAUUCACCAACGAGUCUACCCAAAAUUUCAUGGGUAGCAGAAACGGAAAGAUCAAGUUGGUCGGUUCCGAUUAUGCCCCUGGGUCCGAAGCGACCGUUGAGCAUGUCUUCCGGGAGUUUUUUGGACGUCCGAAGCCGCAGGGCAUGACGGUUGAAGAGGAAGUCGCAAGGGAGAAGGAAAGGCUCCGCGCUAUCAAGCAAGUUAGUAGCGUACCAUCAAGGAUGAUUGCCAUCCACAUAAAAUACAGCGAGCUGAGGGAAGAAGAAGGGAAGCCGAGCAACUACAGAAGGCAGUUAGAAGUCGCUAAGGAACUCCUUCAGACCGUCGAGGAAAGGAUUCGUGAGGUUGAGCAAAUGAUGGAUCGCAAUCAGCAACGUGAUUUAGCUCAAAGUUGA
This is a messenger RNA of Perkinsus marinus ATCC 50983, 1314 nucleotides long. RefSeq names its product Vacuolar-processing enzyme precursor, putative. The transcript is spliced from 13 exons. Lineage: Eukaryota; Perkinsozoa; Perkinsida; Perkinsidae. Bases 1 to 1314 code for a protein of 437 amino acids. The record is from RefSeq and is a predicted model, not a curated record. Gene Ontology annotation, biological process: vacuolar protein processing. Gene Ontology annotation, molecular function: cysteine-type endopeptidase activity.